This is a messenger RNA of Cicer arietinum (chickpea), 2225 nucleotides long. NCBI's taxonomy places the organism in Eukaryota, Viridiplantae, Streptophyta, Magnoliopsida, Fabales, Fabaceae. The record is from RefSeq and is a predicted model, not a curated record.
UUCAUUCUAUAAAUUAAACCUCUAUCUGCUUUCAUUUUCAACAUUCAAGCUUGUAGAGAUCACAUAGAGUGAGAGUGAGAGUGAGCAGUAGUACGCAUCAGCUAGCUUUUGUUGUUUACGUCUCAUCAAUUCUCGUAUCUACUCAUCUAUUUAGGUAAGGAAGCAAGAAUGAGUCAAUACCGUUUGGCAAACUGGCAGAACAAUGAAGACAACAGCCCAAGUCGUGAAUCCAGAGCCCUCAGACUCUUGUUGACUACUGCUACUGCUAACGCUGCGCUCAAUAACCGAAGCAAUGACGGAGGAGGAACCACCACCACCACCACCACCACCAAUCAAUCACCAUUUCCUCCUCCAGCAGACAUUAUCAGCGCUCUUGUCCCUCCUCCUCAUCCUUCCACUUCCAAUUCCACCUCACCAAGACUCUUCGGGUCUAGUCUUUUUCAUCCUCCUGCUACUUCAGCUACUCCUCCAUCACUAAUCCCACUUCAUCGCGAAGCACGUGCUGCUAGAGUUGCACCAACAUCACUCAUUGAUCCAUUUAACUAUGGACCACAACCAUCUCUGAAUAUUCCUUCUAGAUAUAAUAACAAUCAAAAUGGAGGAAGCAGCAGUAGUAACAACAACAACAACAAGAGAACUAGAUCACCUGAUCAUCACCAUACAGGUGAGGGUUCUUCUAACACUCAAGGAUCACAACAUGCUUCUGGAACCACCAGUAGUUCUAGAAGACGCAAUCUUUCUGCUUAUAAUGUUAACACCGCAUCAACAUGGCACUUUCCUGCUGGUAAUGAUGGUGCUUCCGUCGCACACGUGGCACGCGUGACGAGUCAAGCUGGACCCAGUAGUAGAAGAACUACCUCUACUGCUGCCGCUGCUGAUAACAACAAUAACUAUCGUCAUCAUCAUCAUCAUCAUCAUCGUCACGAUGCACAUGUAAUUCCAGCUUUUAGUCCAGUAGCUUUUUUUGGAAGUGAUUCUGAUUCAAUUUCUCCUCUGGAUAUUUCUCGCCAUCAGUUUCCUUGGUCUGAGUAUCCAAGCCGAAGAAAUGACCCUUCAUCUUCUUCUCCUUUGUACGCUGCUACAACAGGAGCUGAAGCUUAUCUUCGUAGUACCAACCUGCAUAGAAACAAUAAUGAUUAUGUUUCUUCUACAGUAGCAGGAGGUUCAUCUUUCUCAUUUUCUUCUCCAUUUGGAAUGAGAGGUACUAGUACAGGCUGGGGGCAAAGUGGUAAUAAUAACAACGUAGAUUUCUUUGAAGGUGUAUUUGAUCAACCAGAGAAUAAUAAUGAUACUGAUUCUGGUGCAUAUGUUCAUAACACCAUUAAUGUUGAACAAUAUGUAAGGGUAGCACCAGGAGGACAAGUCACUCUUACAUCGUCGCUGCCGGCACCUUCUGAUCCUUCUCCGAGUAAUCAUGUCAGACAAAUCCGUCGUCCUAGAUUGGGGAUGUCUCUAGGUCCUCCUCCCAGCCGGAGCACUUUAGCAGCGGCUGUGGCAGCGUCAGCGUCAGCGUCAGGGAGUCGAGCUCGUCGUCGCGAUAAUAAUGAUCACAUUCUCACUUCAACUUCUCCUGAACUAAGGAUUGAGAGAAACAGGCUAAGAGAUGAGAUUUUCAGAGCCCUACAACAUCUGCGCAAUGGUGGCUCUGUGCGGGUAGAGGACUUGUUGAUGCUGGAUUACUCAAUUGUAUUGAAUUUGCUUGAUUCGCAAGAACGUGUGGAUCAGAUAAAUAAUUCAGAGGACUGGCCAUAUGAGAUGGUUUUGGCUCUUGAAGAACAGAUGGGCAGGGUGGAGACUGGACUGACGGAGCAAGAAAUUAUGAAUUACAUCGAGCAAGAAGUUUUCCACUCCACUGAACUAGGAACCUCUACCCAUAAUGAAACCUGCACCAUAUGCCAGGAAGACUAUGUCGAUGGGGAACGAAUUGGAAGGUUGGACUGUCGGCACAUAUAUCACCUAGAUUGCAUCAAACAGUGGUUGGCAGUGAAGAAUGUUUGUCCAAUUUGUAAGCAAACAGCUCUUGAAAUUGAUGAAGAUGAGGAUGAAAGCGAUUGAUAGCUUUUCAGUAUUGUAUUUUAUUUCAAUAAUAUUUGAAGCCUUUUUCUUAUGUAACUUCGGUUUACAUGAUACAAAGUCAUUCCAAAACAUUUUAUAUUCUGUUGAAUGCUACGUGAGUCAAAGAUACUCACUUAGACAAUAAUGUACACCUCUCUUUUAUAUUGUUA